Molecule: messenger RNA, 1254 nt
Organism: Lasiodiplodia theobromae
Lineage: Eukaryota; Fungi; Ascomycota; Dothideomycetes; Botryosphaeriales; Botryosphaeriaceae
Product: FAD binding domain containing protein
Exons: 3
Coding region: 1-1254 (417 amino acids)
Molecular function (GO): FAD binding; monooxygenase activity
Source: RefSeq, a predicted model, not a curated record
AUGGCCACCGAAACCCCCAACCUCCGCAUCGCCAUCAUCGGCUCCGGCCUCGCCGGGCUCGCCGCCGCACGCGUCCUCCGCUCGCACCACACGGUGACGGUCUACGAGCGCGGCACGGCGUCGACGGCGACGGGCGGGCAGGGCACGAUCGCGACGCCCAACGCCGUCAAGAUCCUCGAGCCGCUCGGCUUCGACCGCGCGCGCGUGCGCUCGGUGCGCUGCAGCGGCUACCGCACCUUCGACAAGGCCGGCAACGUCAUCGGCGACCGCCCGCUCGACCUCAAGCAGCGUUACGGCGCGGAUUGGUACAUGCAUCUGCGCGCUGACUACCGCGAUGAGUUGUUGCGUCUGGCUACGGCACCGAAGGAGGUGGUGGGUAAGGAGGAUGCGGGCGAGCCGGCGAGGGUGGUUUUUGAGACGGCUGUGAUGGAUAUUGAUCCCGAUGCUGGCACGUUCGAGCUGAGUGAUGGGUCGAGGGGCGAGGCUGAUGUUAUUAUCGUCGCCGACGGCAUCCACAGCCAUCUUCGUCACCGCAUCGUCGGCGACCGCUCGCACCGCGCGCAGCUGACCGGCAUGUCUGUCUUCCGCUUCGCCAUGUCGCGUUCCGAGGCAGCGCAAGCUCUUGGCAAAGACGAACAGCUACCCGAAUACUUCGACCCAGCGCGCGGCGAGGGCCGCUUCGGCCUGAUCGACGCGUGCGACGGCAGCGGGCGCGUCGUCGCCGUCUACCCGUGCCGCGACUACGAAUACAUCAACGUCACCUGCGCCUUCCGCACGCGCCAUUCAAAGGACGAUACAGUAGCGUCGUGGUGGGCCGAGGGCGACCGCGACGAGAUGGUUGACAUCUUCCACGACUUUCCUGAGCACGUUGUGAAGCUUCUGCGCGCCGCCCCCUCCGUCAACCUCUGGGAACUGCAAGACCUCGAGCCACUCCCGACGUGGACGCGCGGCCGCGCGUGCCUGAUGGGCGACGCGGCGCACGCCAUGACGCCGCUGCAGGGCCAGGGCGCCAACAUGGCCGUCGAGGACGCCGACGCCCUGCAGCUGCUGAACCACGUCUCGUCAGCGGCCGACGUGCCCGCCGUGCUGCGCCGUUGGCAGGCUGUGCGCAAGCCACGCUGCACCCGCGUACUGGAGGGUACAAGGCAGGUUGGCAGGGCGCAGACGCCGGAGGAGCGGUGGGAGAAUAUGGAUUUUAAUUAUGGGUAUGGGGGCGUGUGGGAGGCGGUUAGGGGUUUGGGGGCGGAGGAGUGA